Molecule: messenger RNA, 5206 nt
Organism: Oryzias melastigma (Indian medaka)
Lineage: Eukaryota; Metazoa; Chordata; Actinopteri; Beloniformes; Adrianichthyidae
Gene: casd1
Product: CAS1 domain containing 1
Exons: 19
Coding region: 568-3063 (831 amino acids)
Cellular component (GO): Golgi membrane
Molecular function (GO): N-acetylneuraminate 9-O-acetyltransferase activity
Source: RefSeq, a predicted model, not a curated record
GUUUCGAGCUGUGAUAAUUGUAAUUUGUGCAUGUGUAAAUUGUAUUUUUUAUCUUUUUAUUUCAUAAUUUUUGUACUUAUGCACAAAAUGUUUUGUUUUAGUUACCAAUUAUGAAGUAUGCGCGCACAAAUCCAAAGUUAUGCAUGCACAAAUCGGGAUGAGUUUAUUUUCUCUCCAUUGUACUUCUGAAUUUCAGAAAGUAAGCCCCCACUUCCCAUCAUCCAUCCAUUUACACUCUCUUUUGCUAGCAUUGACAGAAACACACUUUUUGUUUGUUUGCUUUUAACUUGUGAGCCACCUUGUGACUCUUGUGUGUUAAAGAUGCUUAAACAUCUUUUUUUUUUUUAAGACGUAGAGCAUUCCUUCCUUUUUUAGUUGCUUCCAAUUUCCAAGUUCAGAAAACUCGUUUGCUAAAUAUUGUGUUUUGUUUGGCAGGUUAAGCAGUGAUCUGCAGACUUAUCGCUCCACCCGCGUUCAGCAGCUGUAGUGCACUUUGCAUUUGUUGCUUAUAAUUACUGGCCAACCUUUGGUUUAUGAGGAGCAGCGCUCUACAGGGAGCUUGUGGUGAUGGAGGCACCUGAGGAGGCGUCGCUCGCAGCGGAGCAGACAGAUGGUGCGGCGCCGCCGCUGCCGGACCACACAACUGCCUGUUGUCAUGGAGCAGCAAAGAUGGCGAUCCUGGCCUAUAGCCUGGGCAAACGCGAAAUAAACCAUCAUUUCACCAUAAGAAAUGCUAAACUGAUAUCGUUUGUGCUUGUCGUUUUGCUCCUGGUGUUUCACGGAGUUUUGCGGCAUUAUGGGGGCGGAGACUCAUGUGAAUGGCUGCUGUCCACGGGACGGUACUUGGGAGAGAAUGUAUGGCAGCCUUAUGGCUGUAUGAUGCACAAAUACAAAAGCACUGAAGCCAAAACAUGCCUUUCAGAGAAACGGGUGGCCUUUGUCGGUGACUCACGGAUAAGACAGCUGUUCUACUCCUUUGUCAAAGUUAUUGAACCGGAUAGAAGAGAAGAUGGAAACAAGCAUGAAGACAUUUCCUUUGAGGAGGUGGAGUCAUCAGUUAAAGUGGACUUUCUGUGGUGUCCAGAGGCUAAUAAUUCAAUGAAAGAACGAUUGGCUUCAUGGAUACAGGAAACGUCAGCAAAACCAGACGUGGUCAUCCUCGGAGCUGCUACAUGGUCCAUCAAGUUGCAUGGUGGCAGCAGUGAGACCCUGCAGCAGUAUAAAGUCAACCUGACAGCCAUCGCUGUGCAUCUGGAAAGGCUGGCUGAGCAUGGCGAGGUCUACUGGAUCCUUCAAGAUCCGGUUAACGAGGAGGCUUUGAGUGAGAACAGGAAGAUGAUCACCAAUCAACAGCUGGAGCUCUACAAUGAGGUGGCAGUGAGCGUACUCAAUGGCACCAAGCACAAUGGCAGAUCUGGAGUCAAGCUGGUGGCAGCCUCCCGGCAGGCUGCGUUGGAAACUAUCACUCAAUCAGAAGAUGGUUUGCACUUGCCUGAGAGCACCAGGAAAGUGGGAGCCAUGCUGCUCAUGAACUCCGUGUGCAACAAGCUGCUGAGGCCCAUAGACGGCUCCUGCUGCCAGACUUUACCACCCCUAAAUUUCCUUCAGAAGCUUACGGCCUGCUUCUUCCUGGGCUCAGCUGUGAUCUUUGCAGUCCUACACGUCCUUGGCAACAACCGCCAUCGCCGACCCGUGCCUGCCGACGUGGAGAGCCUGGAGGAGAAGAAGCCGGCGACCGCUGCCGUCCCUCUGGGGCCAAAGGCGCCCUUUCAGGCCCUCUGCAGGAUGGGAGUCAUAAUGAGCUACUUUUACCUUUGUGACCGAGCAGAUGUGUUCAUGAAAGAACACAAGUUCUACACGCAUUCGGCUUUCUUCAUUCCUCUCAUCUACAUCUUUGUGCUGGGCGUAUUUUACAGCGAAAACAGUAAGGAGACCAAACUGCUGAACAGAGAACAAACAGACGAGUGGAAGGGCUGGAUGCAGCUGGUCAUCCUCAUCUAUCACAUAUCUGGAGCCAGUGCUUUUGUUCCAGUGUACAUGCAUGUGCGGGUGCUGGUGGCAGCUUACCUAUUCCAGACAGGUUAUGGACAUUUUUCCUUCUUCUGGCUGAAAGGAGACUUUGGACUCUACAGAGUGUGCCAAGUGUUGUUCCGUUUGAACUUCCUGGUGUUGGUGCUGUGUGUUGUGAUGGACAGGCCGUAUCAGUUCUAUUACUUUGUUCCACUGGUCACAUUCUGGUUCGUCAUCAUUUACGGCACAAUGGCCUUGUGGCCUCAGAUCCUACAAAAGAAAGCCAACAGUAGUGGGAUGUGGCACCUUGCAGUUCUGGCCAAGUUACUCGGUCUUCUGCUGUUCAUUUGCCUUUUCGCUUUCUCACAGGAAUUUUUUGAGAGCGUUUUCUCUGUGUGGCCAGUCUCCAAGCUCUUUGAGCUGAACGGAAGUGUCCACGAGUGGUGGUUCAGAUGGAAACUGGACAGAUUUGCCGUGAUUCACGGUAUGCUGUUUGCCUUCAUCUACCUGGUGCUGCAGAAGCGUCAGGUGUUGUCAGAGAGCAAAGGAGAGCUGCUCCUCCCUCCCAAGAUCUCCAACCUGCUCCUCUCCCUCUCCAUCUUCUCCUUUGUUACCUACUCAAUAUGGGCGAGCAACUGCAAAACCAAAACUGAGUGCAAUGAGAUGCAUCCUUACAUUUCUGUAGUCCAGAUCUUGGCCUUCAUUCUCAUCAGGAACAUUCCCGGCUACGCCCGCUCCAUAUACAGUUCAUUCUUUGCCUGGUUUGGAAAGAUCUCUUUAGAGCUUUUUAUCUGCCAAUAUCACAUUUGGCUGGCAGCUGACACUAAAGGGGUUUUGGUACUCAUCCCAGGAAACCCUUCACUCAACAUCAUAGUUAGCACUUUCAUCUUUGUCUGCGUAGCUCACGAGGUGUCCCUCAUCACCAACGACCUAGCCCAGGUGGUCAUCCCUAAAGAUGUCAUGGCCCUGCUUAGGAGGCUGGGGUUCGUAGGGGUCCUCAGUCUGACUGUACUGCUACUGACCAGAGGUAACCAGCUCACACCUGGAGCCUGAUCAAUACCUCACGAUGAAGGACGCGGGCCGGAUCACAGAUCCUGGCCAGACUGAAUAAGAGGUACGGAUGCAGGCCGGAACCUGCUCUCAUAAGUUCUCUGGUUAUGUUUAGAUAUAGUCUUUCUUUUUUUUUUUUUACUUCGGUGAAACACAAACUCUGAAAUUUAAAAAGAAUUUAGGAAAAUCCUGAAAAAGAGGAAAAUUCUACAAGAAAAGACAAAACAAAAACUGUUAACACGACUUCUUCUGGAGGAAGAGGCUGUCUUGUUUCAAGACGUUUGUCUGCGUGGACCAAGGCUUCUUUGUCUGACUUCAGUCACGUGGCAUUCCUGUUUACUCGGACUUCUCUCCGUCCACUUAGCAGCUAGUCCCCAUAACCAGCACAUUCAGGCAUCCACUCUUCGUCAACUGAUGUUUAAAUCUGCUGAUUCCACAUCACUACUAUUGUUUGACAUUCUGAUGUUUGAGGACUUUUGUGUUUCAGAAAAAUAGCAAAGUGCAAUGGCUGCAAGUGGUAUGUCCUUUUUAAAAAGAUGAGCCUCACAGAAAGACUUUGUGGACAUCUGCUGUAGCUUGGAAACGUGUGACAUGUACAGUAUUUAAUGAUUUAAAUUAAACAUAUAUUUUAUAGGGGAGGGGGUGGGGGUUUUUGUUUUUGUACUUUGCGCCCACGACUGCUGUUUGUGAAGAAAAGUACCGCAAAGGUAAUUUUGUACCCAUCCCUACUAAAGACACGGUUGAGCGUUUUAGCCGACUGUCUCCAUACUGGCUGAGUCUCCUCGAUGUGUGUUUAUUCGUAUGAUUUUAGUUACAGAUUUUUUUUGUACAGUAUUUCUUUUUUCUCUUUUCUAAAGUUCAAGUGAAAAAAAAACCCAGCCCAGCACUGGUUACAAAAACACCACUCUGCAUGUUUUAUUCUUUAACCAGCUUACGGAAGCCCAAAACGGCCUGCCCUACUUUUUUUUUAUUUUUAUUUUUUACAUUUUUUAAAAUUGUUUUCUCUUUAUAAUGAGAUAGUAACUAGUUAUAUCGAGAAAACAAACUUGUGAGAUAGUAUCUCAUUAUAACGAGAUAACAAAGUUUGUUUUCUCAAGAAAACAAACUUUAUUUCGUUAUAAUGAGAAAUUUCCUAGUUUUCUCGAGAAAACAAACUUUGUUUUCUUGUUAUGAGAUAGUAACUUCUUAUAACGAGAUAUUAUCUAAUGAGAAAACAAACUUCAUUUUCUUGAGAAAAAUAAGUUGUUUUCUUGUUACAACGAGAUAGUAACUCAUUGUAACGUGAAAACCAACUGUUUUCUCAAUAAAACAAAAUAUCUUGUUAUAACGAGAUAUUAUCUCACGAGAAAACAAACUUUGUUUUCUUAAAAAUAAAAGUUUUCUCGUUAUAACGAGACAGGAACUUGUUUGAACGAGAUAUUAUCUCAAUAAAACAAACUCUUUACUCAAUUAAACAAAAUAUCUCGUUAAAACGAGAUAGGAACUUGUUAUAACGAGAGAUUAUCUCACAACAAAACAACCUUUGUUUUCUCAUUAUAACGCGAUAAUAACUAGUAACGAGAAAACGAACUUUGUUUUCUUAAUAAAACGAAAAAAUAUCUCAUUAUAACGAGAUAAAGCUCAUUUUCUCGUUAAAAUAAUACAGUGGAUCUUGUAAUAAUGAGAAAACGAUCAGAAAAAAAAGUAGGGGAGGCCGUUUCCACCUUCCGUAGCAGAUUAAAUUAAUGUUUCUCCAUCAUAACUCUGACUGGUUCAUGAUGCUGGAUGAAUUCUUCUUAACGUACGUUAACGUUCUGCUUCUUCCACAUGAAACUGGCAUCUGCGAUGUAUCCGAGUUCCCACUCGUCCAUGUUUGGGCUCAGCAACAGAAAAAAACUGCUAAUGCACUGACUGAGUUUAAGAAGACGCGUUACUGUUGCAUUGAUUCAAACAUUUUGUUGCCAAUGUUUCUCCACCUGUGUAUGUUUAAACAAAGAGCACUUUUAUUAUUUCUUUCCCUCCACUUUCAUUCUAAGGUUGUAAAUAGUUAAAGCACUUUUGACUCAUUUUUAUAGGAGAUUUGUGCAGAAAAAAGAGAAGCUGUUGUGGUUCUUAAACCCAAACUGUGUUAUUUUUUUGCCCUUGGGAAGUUACAAAAAAAAAAAAA